GUCAAUGCUCCUUUAUAGAAUUGCAAUUUAUAUGUCAAUACUCUUUUAUAGAAUUGCAAUGUAUAUGUCAAUGUUCCUUUAUAGAAUUGCUAUGUAUAUGUCAAUGCUCCUUUGUAGAAUUGCAAUGUAUAUGUCAAUGCUCCUUUAUAGAAUUGCAAUGUAUAUGUCAAUAAUGCUCCUUUAUAGAAUUGCAAUGUAUAUGUCAAUGCUCCUUUAUAGAACUGCAAUGUAUAUGUCAAUGCUCCUUUCUAGAAUUGCAAUGUAUAUGUCAAUGCUCCUUUCUAGAAUUGCAAUGUAUAUGUCAAUGCUCCUUUAUAGAACUGCAAUGUAUAUGUCAAUGCUCCUUUAUAGAAUUGCAAUAUAUAUGUCAAUGCUCCUUUAUAGAAUUGCAAUGUAUAUGUCAAUGCCCCUUUAUAGAAUUGCAAUUUAUAUGUCAAUGCUCCUUUAUAGAAUUGCAAUGUAUAUGUCAAUGCUCCUUUAUAGAAUUGCAAUGUAUAUGUCAACGCUCCUUUAUAGAAUUGCAAUGUAUAUGUCAGUGCUCCUUUAUAGAAUUGCAAUGUACAUGUCAAUGCUCCUUUAUAGAAUUGCAAUGUAUAUGUCAAUGCUCCUUUAUGGAAUUGCAAUGUAUAUGUCAAUGCUCCUUUAUAGAAUUGCAAUGUAUAUGUCAAUGCUCCUUUAUAGAAUUGCAAUGUAUAUGUAAAUGCUCCUUUAUAGAAUUGCAAUGUAUAUGUCAGUGCUCCUUUAUAGAAUUGCAAUGUAUAUGUCCAUGCUCCUUUAUAGAAUUGCAAUGUAUAUGUCAAUGCUCCUUUAUAGAAUUGCAAAUUAUAAAUGUAACCUUGCAUCAUUAGUGUAACAUGAUAAACAUAAGACCAUUAAUGUCAUGCACUUUAUUUGUCAAUGCACCUUAUUGAAUUGCAAAUUAUAAACGUAAUCUUGCUUUAUAAUGGUAAUGUGGUAACCAUGCAGCGUAUAUUUAUACUUGUAUGAAUGAGUGUGAAACAUUAUAAUGUGUACUUUCGUAUUAAAUAUAUCAUCUCUGAUAAUGGCAUGCACUUUAUAUGUCAAUGCACCUUAUAGUAUUGCAAAUUACAAAUGUAAUCUUAUUUUAUAAUGGUAACAUGGUAACCAUGCGGCGUAUAUGUAUGAGUGAGUGUGAAACAUUAUCAUGUGUACUCU
Molecule: messenger RNA, 1176 nt
Organism: Owenia fusiformis
Lineage: Eukaryota; Metazoa; Annelida; Polychaeta; Sabellida; Oweniidae
Source: the annotation of a GenBank genome assembly